GUCUGGCGCUCGGGUCCUCUCCUCUCCUCCCCGCUUAACGUGGAAGAAGGGGGUAGGGGGGAAAAGAUUCCAAAGCAGGGAGCACCGGGCCGGUACCGGGCCGGCGCCUUUCCGUGGCUUCGAUCGGAAGCGAUCGAGCGCGGCGGAGGUCGAAUGGGCUCCUCGUCCACCCCGGCGCCGAGCCGGCGCAAGGUUGCGCUCUGCCUCGCGCUCCUCACCCUGCAGUACGGCGCCCAGCCCCUCAUCUCCAAGCGCUUCGUCCGCCAAGAUGCUAUAGUGACUACAUUAGUUCUUGCAACUGAAGUUGCAAAGGUUAUUUGUGCAAUCAUUUUAUUGAUUGCAGAGGGUGGUCUGAAGAAGCAAUUCGGAAAUUGGACUCUUGCUGGAUCACUGACCGCGUCAGGACUCCCUGCUGCCAUCUAUGCACUGCAAAAUAGUCUGUUGCAAAUAUCAUACAAGAAUUUGGAUUCCUUGACCUUUUCAAUCCUUAACCAGACCAAGCUUUUAUGGACAGCAUUCUUCACAUAUCUUAUUUUAGGGCAAAAGCAAUCACCCAAGCAAAUUUUAGCAUUGACCCUCUUGAUUAGUGCUGCCGUCCUUCUAAGCGUUGGGGAGAGUAGCAGUAAAGGUUCUAAGGGUGGUAGCUCUGACUAUGUCUUGCUCUAUGGAAUCAUUCCAGUUACAGUCGCAUCUUUGCUGUCUGGUUUGGCCUCGUCUUUGUGUCAGUGGGCAUCUCAGGUUAAAAAGCAUACCUCCUAUAUGAUGACCAUCGAAAUGUCAUUUAUUGGAAGUAUGUGCUUGUUAGCAAGUACCUACCAGUCACCAGACGGAGAGGCCAUCAGAAAAUAUGGAUUUUUCCAUGAAUGGACUUUGUGGACUCUGGUUCCUGUCUUAAUGAAUGCUGUGGGUGGAAUUCUUGUUGGUCUUGUCACAACUUAUGCAGGCGGUGUUAAAAAGGGUUUUGUUAUAGUCUCAGCUCUCCUUGUGACUGCACUACUACAAUUUAUAUUUGAUGGGAAACUGCCAUCACUCUACUGCCUGAUGGCACUACCACUUGUCAUGACAAGCAUAUUCAUUUACCAGAAGUAUCCAUAUGUUGAUAGGAAGAAGAAAGACUGAUAAGCAUACUUGUCAGAGAAGGGAAAUUUUACAUCAUCCGACAUAAUGCUAACCUCGUUUCACCCAGAAAAGUUGGCAUUCGCACUGUCAAAGGAACCAAUAUGACCCUUGAAGAGUUGUCUAUUCAUGGAGCUAUGUAUCAAUUAUCUACUGAUAUGUAUAUGAAUUGAAUUAGUAGCUUUGUAGACACUAGCCCGGAACAAAUUCCAGCAAUCAUUUGAUAUUAGCUUGCAUGUACACUUGCUUGUCAGGGAUGUUUUCAGAUUUCAAGUGUUUACUAGCGCAGCUACCUAUACUUGCACAGCUUGAGGUCUCAUAGAUUGUUAUUUUGAGUAUGUGAACAUGGAUUCAUAUAUUGUAUUGAUUCUAACAAACCAGAUAGAAUCCAAUAUUGCAGCAUGGGUUUCAUGCACACGAUUCUUCUAA
Phragmites australis (common reed) is the source of this 1545-nucleotide messenger RNA. Its product is annotated as UDP-N-acetylglucosamine transporter ROCK1-like. The transcript is spliced from 7 exons. The record is from RefSeq and is a predicted model, not a curated record. The coding region runs from base 154 to 1119 and encodes 321 amino acids. Gene Ontology annotation, cellular component: Golgi membrane. Gene Ontology annotation, biological process: pyrimidine nucleotide-sugar transmembrane transport. Lineage: Eukaryota; Viridiplantae; Streptophyta; Magnoliopsida; Poales; Poaceae. Gene Ontology annotation, molecular function: pyrimidine nucleotide-sugar transmembrane transporter activity.